CGCCGGUAGAGGCGUAGAGCACCGUGGCGGUCGCGCGCGGGCAUACACAACCGGCGGGAAACACGAUGUCGAGCGCCACGGGCGCUGCGGGGGACGACGACGAGGUGAUCCACGACUUCGCCCCGCUCCUCCUCGUGUACAGGAGCGGCCGCCUCGAGCGGCCCAUCGCCAUGCCGCACGUCCCACCCGGCCGCGACGCCGCCACGGGCGUCGUGUCCAGGGACGUGACCCUCUCCCCGCACUCCUUCGCGCGCCUCUACCUCCCGCCCGCCGCCGCCAGCGGCUCCGGCAAGAGGCUCCCCGUGGUCGUCUACUUCCACGGCGGCGGCUUCGUGAUCGGAUCGGCCGGGUCAGCCGCGUACCACCGCUGCCUCAACGACCUCGCCGCGGCCUGCCCCGCCGUGGCGGUCUCCGUCGACUACCGCCUCGCGCCGGAGCACCCGGUCCCUGCCGCGUACGAGGACUCCCUCGCGGCGCUCAGGUGGGCGCUCGCCGCGGGCGACCCGUGGCUCGCCGCGCACGGCGACCCCGCCCGCGUGUUCCUCGCCGGGGACAGCGCGGGCGGAAACAUCUGCCACCACCUCGCCAUGCACCCGGACAUCCGCCGGGGCGCGGGCGGCCUCAGGGGCGUCGUGCUCAUCCACCCGUGGUUCUGGGGCAAGGAGCCCAUCGGCGGGGAGCCGAGGAGCGCCACGAAGAUGCAGAAGGGCCUGUGGGAGUUCGUGUGCCCCGGCGCGGUGGGCGGCGAGGACGACCCCCGGAUGAACCCGACGGCGCCGGGCGCGCCGGGGCUGGAGAACCUCGCGUGCGGGAAGGUGUUGGUGUGCGUGGCCGAGGGGGACGUCCUGCGGUGGCGCGGGAAGCUGUACGCGGAGGCGGUUGCGCGGGCGAGGGGCUGCUCCGAGCUGGGAGUGGAGCUGUUCGAGUCCAAGGGGGUCGGGCACGUGUUCUACCUGCUGGAGCCCGCGGCGGAGAAGGCCAAGGAGCUGCUGGACAGGAUCGCGGCGUUUGUCAGAGCGGAGUGACUAGUGAGGAGGGCGGCUAUGGUCCGUGGACGUCGUGGGUAAUUUGGCAGGAAGCGGGCGUGCACGCUUGACGUUUGGUACAGAGUGGUCGUUAGACCCACUACUCUAGCGAAUGAGUAACAAGAAUUUUUCCACGCAUUAUGGAAUUUUGUGUUUAGUAUGUAUUAAAUGUUACAAUUAUAGUUGAAUGGGAAAAAAUACUGUCA
Setaria italica (foxtail millet) is the source of this 1231-nucleotide messenger RNA. RefSeq names its product probable carboxylesterase 13. Lineage: Eukaryota; Viridiplantae; Streptophyta; Magnoliopsida; Poales; Poaceae. The coding region runs from base 66 to 1025 and encodes 319 amino acids. The record is from RefSeq and is a predicted model, not a curated record. Gene Ontology annotation, molecular function: hydrolase activity. The transcript has a single exon.